ACCCAUCGACUUGGUUUUUAACGUUUUGAUUCCCGAGAGUGUUUCGUGAAUUUUCUUGUGAGGGUUAUAUACCCGAGUUUCCCGAUUACGUGAUCACUUGGGUUGACGAGCCCGAUCGCCCACUGGCCCACUGCCUGCGGGGCAAAUAGCCAAACGAGACCCGGUCCUGUUCAGCCCCGCCCUCCAUCCAUUGCCCGGCGGCCCAACCCUUGACCCCUGGACGCGUCAUGAAUCCGGAAGGAGAGGUGGAGCGGCAAAUCCAGGCCAGUCUGGACCAGGCCUCGGACGGGAUCGACUCGUCGGACGAUGAGGCCGCCUUUCAAGAUGCCCGGACUCAAGCCUGGCCGAAUGGACCCGACGAGUUAUUUCACGACGCCCGACAAGCUAAUGAGGGGACUGACGCCGCCGCUACGCCAGUCAGGCCCCCCGUUCGGCCCCACCCAUCCCGGACCCCGAGCCCCGACCCAGACGUGGAACAAAGGGAUGCCGAAGCGGAAGCCACGCCUGAGCUGGCCCAACUCCGGCUCCGACGAGCCACGGAAGCGGCGCUCAGUCCCGCUCAAAGAGAGGAAAGACAGAAGCAAGCCCUGGAGCUCAAACAAUCGGGGAACGCCGCUUAUUUGGCUAGUCAGAAUGUGGAGGCCGUGACCAUUUACUCGGAAGCCUUGGCUCUCUGUCCCUUGUGCUUCACGGACGAUCGAGCCGUUCUGUUGGCCAAUCGAGCCGCGGCGCAGUUCAAGCAGGGGGAUUUGGCAGCCACAAUCCAAGACUGCUCCGAGUCGCUGGAGCUCAAACCCGACUAUUUGAAAGCUCUAGUCCGGCGAGCCCAAGCUUAUGAAGACCAUGACAAACCCCAUGAGGCCUUGAAGGAUUUUGAAAAGGUCUUGACGUUAGACCCGAAACACGCCCAAGCCAACGUGGCCGCCCGAGUGCGCUUACCGGAGAAAGUCAAAAUUAAGGAUGAGCAACUUAAAGCCGAGAUGAUGACAAAUUUGAAGAAGCUGGGGAACAUGGUCUUGAACCCAUUUGGCCUCUCCACCGAAAACUUCCAAUUUGUCCAAGAUCCCGAAUCGGGAAAUUAUUCCGUGAAUUUCUCCCAAGGCAACAAAUCUUGAUCCCAAGCCGGUUGUCUUGUUUGUGAUAGGUCUUAUUUGCUCGUGUGCACCUAUGCCCCUAUUUUGUACUCGAUGAAAAAUUAGCGUCCCCUUAAAUCCAA
This is a messenger RNA of Tigriopus californicus, 1216 nucleotides long. RefSeq names its product tetratricopeptide repeat protein 1-like (gene Ttc1). The transcript has 6 exons. The record is from RefSeq and is a predicted model, not a curated record. NCBI's taxonomy places the organism in Eukaryota, Metazoa, Arthropoda, Copepoda, Harpacticoida, Harpacticidae. Gene Ontology annotation, molecular function: protein binding. The coding region runs from base 228 to 1115 and encodes 295 amino acids.